AUGAGAAUUAUCUUAGCCUUAGUUUUCUGUUUCUUAAUCGUCAACUGUAUUUCAGCUGCUCGUGUUUUCUCACAAAAACAAUACCAAACUGCUUUCCAAAACUGGAUGGUUAAACACCAAAAAUCAUACACCAAUGACGAAUUCGGUUCAAGAUACACUAUUUUCCAAGAUAACAUGGAUUUCGUCACCAAAUGGAAUCAAAAAGGUUCAGACACCAUCCUCGGUUUAAAUUCUAUGGCCGAUUUAACUAACCAAGAAUACCAAAGAAUCUAUCUUGGUACCAAAACCACUGUUAAAAAACCAAAUCUUAUUAUUGGUGUUACCGAUGUUUCAAAAGCCCCAGCUUCAGUCGAUUGGAGAGCCAACGGUGCCGUUACUGCUGUUAAAAAUCAAGGUCAAUGUGGUGGUUGUUAUUCAUUCUCUACUACUGGUUCAGUUGAAGGUAUUCACGAAAUUACUUCUAAACAAUUAGUUUCCUUAUCAGAACAACAAAUUUUAGAUUGUUCAGGUUCAGAAGGUAACAAUGGUUGUGAUGGUGGUUUAAUGACCAACUCAUUCGAAUACAUCAUUGCUGUUGGUGGUCUCGAUACCGAAGCUUCAUACCCAUACGAAGGUGUUGUUGGUAAAUGUAAAUUCAACAAAGCAAAUAUCGGUGCUACCAUCACUGGUUACAAAAACGUUAAAUCAGGUAGUGAAUCAGAUCUCCAAACUGCCGUUGCUGCUCAACCAGUUUCAGUUGCUAUCGAUGCUUCACAAAACUCCUUCCAAUUAUACUCAUCAGGUGUUUACUAUGAACCAGCUUGUUCAUCAACUCAAUUAGAUCACGGUGUCUUAGCUGUUGGUUAUGGUUCACAAUCAGGUCAAGACUACUGGAUCGUUAAAAACUCAUGGGGUGCUGAUUGGGGUGAAAAAGGUUUCAUUUUAAUGGCCAGAAACAAACAUAACAACUGUGGUAUUGCUACCAUGGCCAGUUACCCAACCGCCUAA
Molecule: messenger RNA, 987 nt
Organism: Dictyostelium purpureum
Lineage: Eukaryota; Evosea; Eumycetozoa; Dictyosteliales; Dictyosteliaceae
Exons: 1
Coding region: 1-987 (328 amino acids)
Biological process (GO): immune response
Cellular component (GO): lysosome
Molecular function (GO): cysteine-type endopeptidase activity
Source: RefSeq, a predicted model, not a curated record